Messenger RNA from Artibeus jamaicensis (Jamaican fruit-eating bat), 2446 nucleotides. It is a transcript of the gene SCARB1, whose product is annotated as scavenger receptor class B member 1. Gene Ontology annotation, cellular component: caveola; cytoplasm. The coding region runs from base 86 to 1606 and encodes 506 amino acids. Gene Ontology annotation, molecular function: lipid binding; scavenger receptor activity; low-density lipoprotein particle binding. The record is from RefSeq and is a predicted model, not a curated record. The transcript is spliced from 12 exons. NCBI's taxonomy places the organism in Eukaryota, Metazoa, Chordata, Mammalia, Chiroptera, Phyllostomidae. Gene Ontology annotation, biological process: recognition of apoptotic cell; cholesterol efflux; plasma lipoprotein particle clearance.
GCGGCCUCUAUCGCCUCUGUCUCCAGCCCGUCCUGUUCAGGCGCGGAGCCCCCGAGCGCGCCGCGUGGGCACCCGGUUCACAGACAUGGGCAAGUGUAUCAGAGCGCGCUGGGUGGUCGUGGCGCUGGGCUGCGCGGGGCUGCUGUGCGCCGUGCUGGGCGCCGUCAUGAUUGUGGCGGUGCCUUCAAUCAUCAAGCAGCAGGUCCACAAGAACGUGCGCAUCGACCCCAGUAGCCUGUCCUUCAACAUGUGGAAGGACAUCCCCGUCCCCUUCUACCUCUCCGUCUACUUCUUCGACAUCGUCAACCCCAGCGCCAUCCUCCAGGGCCAGAAGCCGCAGGUGCGGGAGCGUGGGCCCUACGUGUACAGGGAGUUCCGGCACAAAACCAACAUCACCUUCAAUGACAAUGACACAGUGUCCUUCCUCGAGAUCCGCAACUUCAGGUUCCAGCCCGACAAGUCCAAUGGCCUGGAGAGCGACUACAUCGUCAUGCCCAACAUCCUGGUCCUGAGUGCAGCGAUGAUGUUGGAACAUAGGCCCAUGAGUCUGAAGCUGUUCAUGACCUUGGCGUUCUCGACCCUUAGCCAGCGUGCCUUCAUGAACCGCACAGUGGGCGAGAUCAUGUGGGGCUAUGACGACCCCCUCGUGAACCUCAUCAAUAACUACUUACCAGGCAUGCUCCCUCUGAAGGGCAAGUUUGGGCUGUUUGCUGAGCUCAACAACUCGGAUUCCGGGCUCUUCACCGUGUUUACGGGGAUCAAAGACUUCAGCCGGAUCCACCUGGUGGAUAAGUGGAACGGAGUCAGCAAGGUCAACUUCUGGCACUCGGACCAGUGCAACAUGAUCAAUGGGACGGCCGGGCAGAUGUGGGCGCCAUUCAUGACCCCUGAGUCCUCGCUGGAGUUCUACAGCCCGGAGGCCUGCCGGUCCAUGAAGCUCAUCUACCAAGACUCGGGGGUGUUCGAAGGAAUCCCCAUCUACCGCUUCAAGGCCCCUGACACCUUGUUUGCCAACGGGUCGGUCUACCCGCCCAACGAGGGCUUCUGCCCCUGCCUGCAGUCUGGGGUCCAGAACGUCAGCACCUGCAGGUUCAAUGCACCCUUGUUCCUCUCCCACCCUCACUUCUACAACGCCGACCCGGUCCUGGCAGACGCGGUGCUCGGCCUGCACCCCAACGAGAAAGAACACUCCCUGUUCCUGGACAUCCACCCGGUCACGGGGAUCCCCAUGAACUGCUCGGUGAAGCUGCAGCUCAGCCUGUACGUCAAAUCCGUCAAAGGCAUCGGGCAAACCGGGAAGAUCGCGCCAGUGGUCUUGCCGAUGAUGUGGUUUGAGGAGAGUGGAGCCAUGGAGGGUAAGACACUUCAGACAUUCUACACCCAGCUGGUGCUGUUGCCCAAGGUGAUGCACUACGCCCAGUACGUCCUUCUCGCCCUGGGGGUCGUCCUGCUACUCGUCCCUGUCAUCUACCAAAUCCGGAGCCAUGGUCCCGAAGAUGCCGAGGACCAGCCCGGCCCCGCCGCUCCGCCAGACCAGCUCCCCAGCCCCUCCACCCCGCUUCUUCAGGACCCCCUCAUCGGACAGCCUGCCUGUCCCACAGUCUGAGCUGCCCAGGUGCCUCACACACACACACACACACCCGCAUGCUGCACACGCCCCCAGCUCGUGUAAGCACACGCGUGCGCAGGUGUACACACACACUCAGGGAUGGAGAUGCUGCCGAGGGGAAUCAAGGAAAGAGGCUCGCCAAUGGGGACUGUUCCGGAACCUUCUCUCCGAGGCACCCACAGGCCUCUGGGCCUUGGGUCCUCUCUCUGGGGCAAGCCCCUUCAGCCAUGGGGCCACCUGUCCCCAGCAGCCACUCCAUCAGUUUGGAGACACUGCAGUCCCCGCUUGGGCGCUCACCCAGCAGGGCAGAGCUUCCCCGGGAGGGGCAGAAAGCCGGCCCCGGGUGCGCAGGCUUCUUCUGCCAAAGCCAGUGAGCAGGGGCUGCGGGUUCAGGGCCCAGCCCGACCCGGAGCUUCCGCCUCUCUGUAACCUCCCGGGCUGGGGCGCAGCCCCUUCCACGGGCCUCAGAAACCAGCUCAAGGAAGAGAUGCCGUGAGGCUGCCCAGCUGUCUCUCCAGCCCCCGCAGGACUCUAGGGCCCCUUCCCUGCAGCCAAACUGACACCCACCUGUAUACUGAACCGGCCACUCCCUGGCUGGGGUGGUGGGAGGCUCUGCCCAGAGCAGCCCCUGGUAAGGGCCCUCCUCUCCGAGGUGCCGGGCCAGAAGUGGGGAGUUCUGGGCCCGGCCAGCCUGGGGUCUGGGCCGGUGGGAGACCUCUCCGCCUGCAGCUUCUGGUCUCUGGGGCCUCUGUCUCUUUUCUACUGGAAGAAAAUGAGUUUUAUCGUCUUUUAAAAAUAAAUCACUAUGAAAGUAAUAAACUUUUUUAAAAGCAAACA